This is a messenger RNA of Cucurbita maxima (winter squash), 1439 nucleotides long. Its product is annotated as shikimate kinase, chloroplastic-like. The coding region runs from base 241 to 1137 and encodes 298 amino acids. The transcript has 12 exons. Gene Ontology annotation, cellular component: chloroplast. The record is from RefSeq and is a predicted model, not a curated record. Gene Ontology annotation, molecular function: shikimate kinase activity. Lineage: Eukaryota; Viridiplantae; Streptophyta; Magnoliopsida; Cucurbitales; Cucurbitaceae.
AUAUAUAAUUGCACGAAGUUGGGGAGACGAAGUUUCUGGUUCGUAGCUGAGAGACGGAGCCAUUGCGAAGCAGAGGAGGAUCUUGAGAGAAAUCUGAGCUUGAAGAUCUUCUCUGUGUUCAACCUGUUCAGAUCAUCGAAUAAAUUUGAUUCUUAGCGAUUCUAUUCGUGUAAGGUUUUUUUUCAACUGCUACUCAUUGUUCUGGAAUUUUGGUGAAAUCGAGUUGCUGUACUACCAAGUAUGGAGGCUACGCUUACUCAGCAGUUGCAGUUUUCUCCAUGGAUCCACUCGAAGAGUAUUGCUGCAAAACCGAAGGGUUCGCUGCAUUUUUCUCGGCGAUUAGAGGAGCAGCACAUGUUGCAGGCGCCAUUUUCAUUCAAUUUACAGUUGUCCAGACGUUCAAGUCAUCACAGAACAGUAGCUUUGAAAAUUUCCUGUUCUUACAAGAACUCUUCAGUGUUGGAGUCUGGAAACCAUCGUGUUCCUGUUGAUGAAACUUUUACUAUACAGAGGAAGUCCCGGGAGAUUGAGUCAUAUUUAAAUGGGCGCUGCAUAUAUUUUGUCGGAAUGAUGGGCUCGGGAAAAACAACCGUAGGAAAAGUCCUGUCGAAUGCACUUGGUUACUCCUUCUCUGAUAGUGAUUCAUUAGUGGAACAAGACGUUGGAAUUUCUGUAGCUGAAAUUUUCAAGGUCUAUGGGGAGGACUUCUUCAGGGAAAGGGAGACGGAGGCAUUGAGGAAGUUAUCUUUGAUGAAUCAGUUUGUUAUUUCCACUGGUGGAGGCGCCGUUACUAGAACGAUAAACUGGAAAUAUAUGCGUGAAGGGAUCAGUGUCUGGUUGGAUGUGCCUUUGGAAGCCUUGGUUAAGAGAAUUUCAGCUGUAGGAACCAAUUCUCGUCCCCUUUUGCAUAACGAUUCAACUGAUGCAUACUCAAAGACUCUCGUUCGUUUAUCUACUCUCCUGGAAGAGAGGGGUGAAGCAUAUGCCAACGCUGAAGUCAGAGUUUCCUGCGAAAAAAUUGCGGCCAAACUGGGCACAAAAGACGUAUCUAAUGUCACGCCAAUGGCCAUAGCAAUCGAGGCACUCGAACAAAUCGAGAUCUUUUUGAAGAGAGAAGAUGGUUAUUGUGCGUUUUGACGACCCAACAAAUGACAUUCAGCUUGUGUUCUGUAAUUCCUGUCGGUUCGAUUUCUUGGAAUACUCGAGUAUUACUUUGAGGCGAUCUCCUUUGCUUGGAGUUUGCAUACUGAGCUCCAUCACACUUAUCGCUUUGAAUCAAGUCACCCUUAGCGUAGCCCUAAUCAGUCAACCUUUGUGCAAAUGAGAGGUAUUAUAGUUCAUUACAUUUUGUUGCGUUUAUAAUGUGCGAAUAAAGAAAAAUUAAGUAGUUUUUGUAACUUAGCAUUUUCUCAUUUAUUAAUAAAAUAAGUUAUCUUACA